AUGCAAGGUCCUCACAUUGCUCUGCCUGCCCAGGCAGGAUUUGCCUCUGCCAGUGCCUACGAUGCCCAUCGACCAUCAUAUCCAGCGGAGGCCGUAGAUAGACUGCUCGAGAGCCUUGGGAUGGCCGGCGUCAAAGGUGCCAAAAUUGCAGACCUUGCCGCUGGGACGGGUAAAUUUACCGAGAUCCUCGCCAGGAGACCCGAAGAGUACGACAUCGUAGCCAUUGAACCUCACGAUGCGAUGCGCGAACAAUUACAAAGAAAAGCCCUUCCUCGAGUCCGAGUGGUCAAGGGGACGGCGGACAACAUGUCAGACAUUCCAAAGGAGAGCGUGGCGUGCGUGAUAACAGCGCAGUCCUUCCACUGGUUCGCCAACGCGGACGCAGUGAAGGAGAUUGCCCGUAUAUCGCAAUCAUCGGGGGCUUUUGGUCUCAUUUGGAACAUAGAAGACUAUAAUGCACCGAAAUCUUGGAACAUCCAUCCGGGCUGGGAGUUCACGAUGCGCGACAUAAUAUGGUCAUUUGACGAUAACUCUCCACGGUUUCGGCAUGAGAAAUGGCGCCAGGUCUUUGACGAUCAAGCAGAGAGUACCACAUUGUUUCGUAUGCCUUUGGCGGAAGACUCGGUCAACUUUGAGACGUGCCUGCAGAAGGAUGCUGUCUGGAGCAGAUUGAGGACAUUAAGCCAGCUGGCGGUCCUUGAGGGCGAAGCUUUGGAGGAAGUGAGAAAGCAGUUCUUCGAGAGUGUCAACUCUGCGAAUACAGAGACUGACGAAUCCGGCCGCAUUGUUGUGCAUGGCCGUACUGUAUUCUUCUGGACGAGUAAGGUAUCUCCUCAACCAUCCACGAAGGACAAUUAG
Capronia coronata CBS 617.96 is the source of this 858-nucleotide messenger RNA. RefSeq lists its product as uncharacterized. Lineage: Eukaryota; Fungi; Ascomycota; Eurotiomycetes; Chaetothyriales; Herpotrichiellaceae. The coding region runs from base 1 to 858 and encodes 285 amino acids. The record is from RefSeq and is a predicted model, not a curated record. The transcript is spliced from 4 exons.